GCCAGUCCUACGUAAGCAGGCGUCGUCAGCGGAGACAGCUAACCAGAGAGGGCGCUGGCGCGGGUGCGCGGGCGGCGCAGUUCGCCCGGCCGCCGCGUAGCGGCGCCACCGGCGGCGAACUACAUUCCUCCGGCGGCGGAGGCAGACGGUAGCGGGAAGGAAGGCUGGCUGGCAUUCCUGCGCGCCUUGCUGCUCGCCCGCCGACAGUCGGCCGAGCGCAGUGCUACGGUGUGGUGUGGUGUGUAUGUGUUCGGGAGCAGGGGCGGUGGGGGUUUCGUUUUUUUUUUUUUUUUAAUUGCUUUUGUCGCGACUCUCGCCUCCGCUCCCGUAGCGGCUCCUAUCCGUAACUUGGCUUUCGACGGGUAGUCGAAAAUGGCUCAGAACAUUAAUCAGGACGUGGACCAACAUAAAAGCAAUUUGGUAGUGCGGAUAGACCAAGACUCGGACUCUGACUUGCAAGCCCUUUUCGACAGCGUGCUCCGACCGGACAAGAAGCGACCGCUGCAGGUGCCGCUGCGUAUGCGCAAGCUGCCAGAUUCGUUUUUCACACCCCCUUCGACGGGAUCGAAGUCGCCCUCAGUGUCGUCCAUCUCGCACAGUCGCGACAACUCCGCGGACUCUGCCUUCGGGACGGCGUCGGUGGCCGCCGGCCCCACGAGCGGCGGAGGCAACGGCGCCUCGGGGGCGGCCGCAGGCCUGCAGGUGAACCACCCGCGUGCGCACAGCUCGCCCGCGUCGCUGCAGCAGACGUACGCCUCGGCCCAGCAGCAGCAGCAGCAGCAACAACACCAGCACCUGAAGCAGCGCAGCUACGACAUGACGCCCGUGGACGAGCUGGGCCCGCUGCCGCCGGGCUGGGAGCAGGCGCGCACGCCCGAGGGCCAGGUCUACUACCUCAACCACAUCACGCGGACGACCACGUGGGAGGACCCGCGGAAGACGCUGGCGGCGCAGGUGGCGCAGUCCCAGCAGCAGCAGCAGCAGCAACAGCAGCAGCAGCAGGCUGCCGACAUCAUCGCCGGCGCCAGCUCGGGGGGAUCCCCACACUCCUCGUCGUCGCCUCAGCCAGCGGGAGGCAAGGGUGCGGGCGCAGACGCGACCGGCCUGGGCCCGCUGCCCGAGGGCUGGGAGCAGGCCACCACGGCCGAGGGCGAGCUCUAUUUCAUCAACCACCAGACGCGCACCACCUCCUGGUUCGACCCCCGGAUACCAACAGCUUUGUGGUCCAGCACAACCAUUCCACCCCUCGUUCAACGCAUGCGUGUGCUCAGACUGUUGGCAGCUAACACUAUGCAGCUCCAGAGGUCACCAGUGGGGAGUAUUUUGCCACAGCAUGGUGCCAGUUGGAUUCAGCCACUCACUUCUCAGUCUCUGCAAGCUUGCCAGCAAAAGCUCAGAUUACAGUCACUGCAGAUGGAAAGGGAACGUUUGAAACUGAGGCAGCAAGAGAUUUUCAGACAGCAAGAGCUCAUGAUGAGGCAACCAACAACAGAUUUGGCCACAUCAGCUGGGAUGGAUCCAUUCCUGUCAGGGCUGACAGAUCAUUCACGACAAGAAUCUGCAGAUAGUGGACUUGGUAUGGGUACAAGCUAUUCAUUGCCACACACACCAGAAGACUUUCUCACCAAUAUGGAUGACAAUAUGGAUGGAGUUAGUGAAGGGGGAAAUCCAGCCGAUAUAGCUGGUCUCGAUGGCCCAGAGUUGAGCUCCUUGAGUGACAACAUUGAUUCGACAGAUGACCUUGUUCCUUCCCUCCAGCUUGGAGAAGUGGGUGAAGAUUUUUCAAGUGAGAUUUUGAAUGAAGUGCUGAUGAAUCCAAAUAAUCAUAAACCAGAUAAUGUUCUCACAUGGCUGUAAAAAUGGUGCUGCUGCAGCCAAACAGUAUGGAAUGCAAAUGCAGAACUGUGUUUAAAAAGCGCAAGUGUUAAGCUUCUGACCACAAACAAUGAUCUGACUAUAUUGGUGUGUCAAAUAGCUGUUCACAAUCACAACUGAACUCAACACUGUGCUCAGAUGAAAAGCUUCAUUCGGAAGCAGCUUAGCUGGUGAGAGUCAGGUUAGAGAUAACAUGCAGUUUAAUUGUAUCAGUUUUAUGUAGGGUUUGGGAAUACACAAAACAUUAACUUCUCCUUUGCAAUCACCAAAUUAAUGUGGGAUGCAAAAUUUGAAAAAAGUAUAUUAUUAGUAUGUAUAUUUUAAUAACUGGAAUUGUAAUAUUAGAAUGGUGUCAUAUUUAUUGCACCAUUAAGUUGAUGUAAUGUUAGCAGAACAUAAAUUGGUUUGAGAAUAACAGUAAUGCUUAAGUCGUGUUCUCUAUAACUUUUUCUCACUGGCUAGAUAUUUUCCGAAUGGACUUUGCACUGAAUUUGUUGUGGUCUGUUAUGACAACAUCUUAAACUACAAAUUUUUUGUACAGUAAACAUCUCAUGUAAGAUGUUGUUUCAUAACUUUCCAGCAAUACCCAAUUUCAUUUAUGUCUUCACAAUUGCAUGACUACUGUGUUUUUAUAUACAGAAAGCAAGACCGUCCACAUUCGUAAGCAAUAUUCUAGUUUGUAUAGUAGCAAUAAUAACUAAGUAUAAGUAUUAAUGUCACAAACUGAACUGAUCACAGUGAUGUACUAUAAUACAGCAUACUAAAUUGUAAUUUUAAAAUGUUAAUACACAUUAUUUGAAAAACAGUUUUACAGUGCAAAGUUUAUAUUUUGAUGUCAUUUUUGUAACAAUUAAGAUUUGAAAGAAAUGUUAAUUCCACACAUAAUUAUUGUUUCAUAGCAAUGAAUUAGUAACAGAAAAUCUUCAAUAUGUCCCAAUAUUUGAGACUGCUUUUCCUGUAAAUUGAUUGCUCAGUUACAUGAUAAAAAAUUGAGGCCGCUAAAAAUCAGAAAGCUCUCUCUGUAGCUACUAACAGCUAAGCACUAUGCUUGUGGACAAUAUUUUCAACUGUGUACUACAAAAAAUUAUCUCUAAAGGAGAAAGAGGAGAAGAAAUGAAAUCAUUUGUAUUGCUCAAUGGAGCAGCUACUAUUGUUGCAUUUAUUUGCAAUGUCACAUACUGCUGAUUGCAAUAGGAUUGUGUAAAAGCAGUGAAGGGAAAAAAAAUUCCUUGUCAGUCUGUGUGUACAAACACUGCUUGAAAUUAUCUACAUAGUUUUCCAUGACAUGUGGAAUUUGAAACUAAAAUAUCACUUAAACAUUCCAGUCACAACCACAAUAGCAGAAAAGUAUCCAUUCACAUCUUGUUAUCACUUUUGAACACAUUUAUUUAAAAAAAUAGUGUUGCUAAUAGUCAUUGUGGCAGUCCCAUUAUUUACAAUAUAUAACUUGUCCAACAAUAUAAUUGAAGGCAUCUUUCACAUUAAAUAUUAAAUAACCUUCUCCCAUGUGUUAAAUUAAAAUCCUCUGAAAAUAUGUGAGCAAUUCCAGUGUGAAAAUUGUGUAUGUGAGUAAAUGCAAACCACAAAUUGUUUAUUAUUCAGUUUAAACUUAACUGGCUGUUUAUGGCUUAGCACAGACAGUGACUGGACAAAGUUUUUAAACAUAUGCAUAUUGCAAUGAAAUAUUUCAUCAUAUCUCACCCCCUUCUAUACAGAAACUUCUUCAAGGAUUGUAUUAUUCUUCUGUGUUCUGUCACUGAACAUAUCACAACACAUGCUGAACAGUGAAGCUGUCUUCAUGUAAAAUAGCACUCACAACUAAAAAUAGGUGUGACUCUACAUCUUUUAUAAAUGGUGUAAGGAGUUAUUAAUAGUUGUUGACAAUUUUCAUUACCGAAUGUCCCAACAUAUCCCUCCCUCUUUGCUCCCAAUUCAUGAAACAGUAAUUCUUCUCUCAUUCUAGGAUAACCAGUCAGACAUAUAUUGGGACUGUCAACAUUGAAUGCACUCAGUGCUCCAGGUGGUUUCACAGCUAAACUAGUAGUGGAGCAGUUCUGUUGUUAGCAUUCAGUUGAGUUUCACUUAGCUAUGUUGUGAUCCAUGCUCUUGCAUCUCUGACACAUAUUAAAAUCACAGAGUCUUCCACUGCCAAUGUAACAGUAAUUUCACAAAGUAAUAUUAAAAGUCAUAGGUAUUGUAGCAUUGGCAUUAGAAUACUUUGUAUUUUGUUACCCUAUGUCUAUGUUCUUGAGAGAUAGUAAGAGCAAUUGGAUGUAGAACACAACAUUACAAAAAAAUUUUGCUUGAGUACUUAUUACAUGAAAAUGUGUAACAAAAUGCUCAAAGUAUAGUGGAACUGGAAAUAUUCCAGAUGAAAUGAUCCAUCCAUAAGAGGUGCCUUUUCUGUGAACAUAUAUUCUACAGCAAUAUACUUUGUUAUGUGUUUUAUCUUGGUAAUUUUGAUGCCUAUUCUUACACACACACAAAUAUAUAUCUAUACAUAUAUAUCUCUGCAUUCAUUGUAUUUUCAUAGAUCAGUUCCACUACUAUAUUUUUAAGUCAAACAAAUAUAUUACUGAAGUUUAUGACCACACUUGUUGUAUUUACUGUUAGUGCCUUUUCACUCUGUUCCUAAAUAAGAAAUUGCUCCCACUUGUACUGUAGCAAAAAGUUUGUCAUUACUUAAGCAGAAAAGCUAGACAUUUUUACAUUAGACCAACAAAUAAUAAAAUGUCUAGCUUUUUAGUUUGCCUUGCUCAUAGUGGCUCUACUUGGUUGUAACUUUAUUUUUCAUGUGCUGCAUUUUUGUAGAUAAUGUGUACUGAUAGAGCACUCAUUUAUCACAAAAUAAUUUUAUGAAACAGUUAAGACUACUCAAAAAAUGGGUACAAUGAAAUUUUUUUCCUUAUUUUUUCAAAUUCAGAUUAUUUAGUCCAACAAUCUCUCUACAUCAUAAUUCAGAAACAAAAAAUAUUAGUGUAUUUUUAAGAAAGAAUGUUUGGUUAAUCUAAAUGUAGAACAGCCAAAAUUCAUUUAUUUUACAGAUAAGAAUUCAAGAUCUUUUUAAAGUUUAAUUUAAGUAUUGACUAAUAAUGUAUAAAUUUUAUAUGAUUAUUAAUAACUUGUUAAACAUUUAUAUGAUAGGUUUUUAAAAGAUAUACAGGAAUAUUUGUUUGUACUGUAAGAUUGCAUAAAGUCUUUGGUUUUGGGUUUGAUAAAUGUCUUUGUAGGAAAAUUAUCAUGUAAAAGAGUUUGCUACUUUACCAAACAUGAGAAAUAAUGUGUUUUGUGUAAGUAUCUUAAAUUACUCCUCAAUCAGAUCACAUUGACUAAUUUUGUUUUAAUAUUAUACCCAAGUGUAGCUAUGAGAAGGCAUUUCAUGUUUUCCACAAUUUUUGUCAUUUGUACAUAUAAGAAAUUAUAUUCGUUGUUAAGAAUAUGAGCAAUUAGAAAAAUAGUUAUUCAUGUAAUGAUUUUUCUUUACAGAAAUAUAUUUAGUAUUUUACCCA
This is a messenger RNA of Schistocerca gregaria, 5384 nucleotides long. RefSeq names its product transcriptional coactivator YAP1 (gene yki). Gene Ontology annotation, biological process: hippo signaling; positive regulation of transcription by RNA polymerase II. The record is from RefSeq and is a predicted model, not a curated record. Gene Ontology annotation, molecular function: protein binding; transcription coactivator activity. Lineage: Eukaryota; Metazoa; Arthropoda; Insecta; Orthoptera; Acrididae. Gene Ontology annotation, cellular component: nucleus; cytoplasm. The transcript has 8 exons. The coding region runs from base 373 to 1857 and encodes 494 amino acids.